CUAGGAUUGGGCCAGCCGUUUGUGGCCGAUGUGGCACAUCAGCCUGUGUGUCCGUUUGGUUGCCGCCGUGUCCUCGGCUGUUGCUGUUGCUGCUAGUGAUGGGGUGGUCCUGGGUGGGGGUGUCUUGGGCGGGGGUGUCUUGGGUGGGGGUGGGGGGGAGUUGGGGGAGGGCAUGGUGGACAGGUAGUAGAGGUCGCUCUCUCUGUGGAGGGGGAUGGUCAGCUGGCCGAACUUGAUGCACGAGCGGGCUCCUUGGAGAUGUGUCGUGUAGUUGUACACGCGAUCGAGGGCUCCAGCAGACAGCAGGUUGACGGACAAGUCGGGCACGUACAGCACAUCGUGAGCUCCCAU
Molecule: messenger RNA, 351 nt
Organism: Vitrella brassicaformis
Lineage: Eukaryota; Vitrellaceae
Source: the annotation of a GenBank genome assembly